This is a messenger RNA of Anopheles maculipalpis, 936 nucleotides long. Its product is annotated as deoxyribonuclease TATDN1. Lineage: Eukaryota; Metazoa; Arthropoda; Insecta; Diptera; Culicidae. The coding region runs from base 1 to 936 and encodes 311 amino acids. The record is from RefSeq and is a predicted model, not a curated record. Gene Ontology annotation, cellular component: cytosol. Gene Ontology annotation, molecular function: 3'-5'-DNA exonuclease activity. The transcript is spliced from 4 exons.
AUGAAACGAUUGCUAGCGCGAACAAUUAGCAGCAUGAUGAAGUUUAUCGACAUCGGUGCCAACUUGACCGACCCAAUGUACCAAGGAAUCUACAAUGGAUCGUCCAAACAUGAGCCCGAUCUGUCCCAAGUGCUUGAACGUAGUUGGGCCGGCGGAUUAGACAAAAUAAUAGUGACAGUGGGAACACUUUCCGACUGCGAAGCAACGUUUAACAUCCUCGAGAACGAUGAAAGGCUGUUCGCCACGGUAGGCUGUCAUCCGACAAGGUGCGGUGAGUUCCUAGCCGAUCCCGAGACGUACUUUGCAUCCCUUUGCAGACAGAUAGAGGAGCACCGCGACAGAGUGGUUGCGAUUGGGGAAUGUGGUCUCGAUUACGAUCGUUUACAUUUCUGCGAGAAAGAGGUCCAGCAGAAGUACUUUGAGAAGCAGCUAGAAUUGGCCGCCAAAUAUGAGCUACCGCUAUUUCUUCACUGUCGCAACGCACAUGACGAUUUUACGGAAAUAUUGGCACGAAAUAUGGACCGUUUGCCCAAGCGGGGCGUAGUACACACGUUUGAUGGUACGCUGGAGGCAGCAAAAGCGCUGAUAGUGAAUGGUUUCUACAUCGGCCUCAAUGGUUGUUCGCUGAAGACGGAAGACAAUCUUACCGUUGCGGCACAAAUACCGGACGAAUGGAUUAUGGUGGAAACGGACAGUCCAUGGUGUGAGAUACGACCGUCCCAUGCCGGUUCGAAGCACGUGAAGACCAAAUAUCCUACGGUGAAAAAGAAGGAAAAGUGGGAACCAAGUUCGCUCAUUGCCGGUCGAUGCGAACCCGUCAUGAUAAGCCAAGUACUUGAAGUGCUAGCAAGCAUUAAAGGUAAGCCAAUGGUCGAGCUUGCCGAUCAGUACUAUCGAAACACAGUGAAAAUUUUCUUCCCGAAGGAAGUGGUGUAA